Messenger RNA from Centropristis striata (black sea bass), 1284 nucleotides. It is a transcript of the gene dpm3, whose product is annotated as dolichyl-phosphate mannosyltransferase subunit 3, regulatory. The record is from RefSeq and is a predicted model, not a curated record. Gene Ontology annotation, biological process: GPI anchor biosynthetic process. The transcript is spliced from 2 exons. Gene Ontology annotation, cellular component: endoplasmic reticulum membrane; dolichol-phosphate-mannose synthase complex. The coding region runs from base 169 to 447 and encodes 92 amino acids. NCBI's taxonomy places the organism in Eukaryota, Metazoa, Chordata, Actinopteri, Perciformes, Serranidae.
AGGUAAACACAUCGGAUUAUAUCUUCUUAAGCUGUUAAUUUAAGUAAUUCAUUUCCAAACGAGUGAAACAUUUCAUUAAGUGGCUUUUGUUGGACUGUUUUAUUCCUGUCGCCAACCGGCGGUUGUUUUGCGGCUGCUCACCUGGAAAUCCCCGCGGCGGCUCUCAUCAUGACCAAACUUCUGGAGUGGCUGUUCGGCGUGUCGGUGCUGGGAGCAGCCUGGGCUCUGGUCUCUUUCGACCUGUUGGACCUGAGUCUGCCGCAGACUUACAGAGAGGUGGCCUGGCCGAUGCCCCUGUACCUGCUGGUGUCGUUUGGCUGCUACUCCCUGGCCACGGUGGGCUACAGGGUGGCCACCUUCAAUGACUGUGACGAGGCGGCGAAGGAGCUUCAGGAACAGAUAAAAGAAGCCAAAGCGGACUUGAGGAAAAAGGGCUUAAAGAUAUAGAACUUGAGGACAAUGUAGAAACUUUUGAGAGACUGGAGGGAUGCGUGGACUACUUUCAUACACAAACUAGUGUCUGCACUUGAGUCUGUUUUUUUGAGGAUGUAUUAAAUGUGUGAAUCUCUUUUUAUUUGUUCCCAGGCUUAAAGAGACUUAAAAACCACUGCUAAUGCCCUCCAUGUAGUGCUAGUUUGGUGUUAGUUUGAUAAUGUGCUUCAGGGGGAAGAAAAAAGAGAGAAAUGAAUAGCCUUAUGGGUGAUUUCCUGGUUACUUUUAAAGUGACAGCAUCAGUUUGCACCUGGUAAAAAAUGAUCACCAUUCUCACCAUUUAAAUACCUGUUUCAUGAAGUAACUGAAUUAUAUAUAACGGCACCAGUUUCUGCUUGAACCAGUUUGUAGUAGGUGGUUUCAGUCUUUCAGCGCACCGCAAACUAGAUAAAAAGAAGCCAAACUGCGAACACACAUGGUGCCGUCUUUGGUUGCAAACUACAAACAGUCAAACACCCCCUGGGAAUCACUGCUCGGCUAAAUUAUCAUCUGUAACAAGUUGCCGAUGACUGAAAUGCCAACAAAUGAAAAAUCAAAAAGGUCACACUGGAACAAUCUCACUGACGCCUGUUACCACUGGGAUAUCUCAGAUGCUUUCAAUCUGUGUCAAAUCCAAAAUAGUACCACACAGUGUGGAGCUUGUUGUUCGUGUGUGUCUGGAGAUUGUUGCUUGUCAGUAAAGAUGGACUAGAUUUUAUCUGUAAAGAAGUGUACAUUCCAUUGUCCAAUUUCAGACUUGUGCCCUGCGGCUUCUGCUGAUUGCUUAAUUAAAUUGGAGUCUAUUUUUCUUCA